AUGGCCGACUCGAGCACUCCUUCAACCCCGCCUCCGCAAAAUGGUGCCCCGAAGGCGGCCCCGAAGCCGCAGAAUCCCGCUCUUAGGAUGCUUGGUCUCCCGAAUUUACGACUAAAACUUCCGUCGCGGAAUUGGAUGAUAUUUCUCACAGUCACCGGGUCUUUUUUUGGGGCUUUGAUAUACGACCGCCGGGAGAAGAAACGAGUCCAAGAGAAAUGGUCCAACUUGGUCGCCCAUAUAGCCAAAGAGCCUAUCCCCACGAAUGAGACACGGCGGAAACUUACGAUAUUUCUCGCAGCACCUCCUGGUGACGGCUUAAUGAGCGCCAGGGAUCAUUUUAGGGAAUACGUUAAGCCAAUUUUAGUCUCCGGAGCGAUGGACUACGAAGUGAUAGAAGGUAGAAGGGAAGGUGAUAUCAGAGCGGCUCUCGCUAAAAAGAUUCGAAAGUUUCGACAGACGGCUGGUGAAGGCCCCCCUUUGGAAGAAGAUGACCAUGAAACCUCAAUGAGACGGGUACGGGAGCUGUUCGGAACACAUGAUGAACCUGGUGUCAAGGGCGACGUUGUUAUCGGUCGGCAUACGUGGAAAGAAUACGUUCGUGGACUCCAUGAAGGGUGGCUCGGACCUGUUAAUCCUAUUGUCGCGGAGCCCGAAUUCGUCCCACCAACGACCGAGAAAGUGGCCGAAACUGAACCUAACUCUCAAACCACCGAUGAUGGCUCGAAUACGGCUGAAGUGGACAAGAAGGACGAAAAGGAAAAAGAGGAAAAGAAGCCCGAGGCCAAGAAACCAAAGGGCCCGACGCUUACAUACCUCCUACCAUCGCUCUACUCUUCGCAAGAACUUCCGCCUUCCCUGCCCGACGAAUUCCAACCUUCAUCGCCACUUGCCUUCCCGCAUAUCCUAGGAUUCCUCAAUACCCCUAUUCGAAUUAAACGAUUCCUCACCCGUCGCUACCUGGCAGACAGUGUUGGCAGAGACGUUGCUGCAAUUGUCCUCGCAUCUUCAUACAGGCCAUACUCAGACAACUAUCAAUCCACAAGCUUAGAAUCUACUGACUCCGACUCACCGACAUCAUCGUCAUCACUCAGCUACGAACAACAACAUGUACUCGAGCAAGAAGAGAAAGAGUGGCACAAAUCAGUGCAUAAGACCCCCGAGAACCCAGAUCUUAAAGAGCGAGAAUGGCUUGAUGAUGUAGUAAUAGAUCCGCGGAUUGGCGCACGAAUGAGGCGUUUUACUCUUUCACCGGAGGAGGAGGAGAGAGCACAGCGCAUAGCAGAGGGUAAAGAGUGGGUUCUCGGGGAGGAGAAACCUGUUCCGAUACCGACAUGGACAAAACUAUGGAAUAAAUACGGAUGGGGCGAGGAUGAUACUCGAGGAAAGCCAUACUGAAAUUGGCGGGGUUCUUGAGACAACAGUGAAUCCAUGGUUG
Molecule: messenger RNA, 1435 nt
Organism: Coccidioides posadasii C735 delta SOWgp
Lineage: Eukaryota; Fungi; Ascomycota; Eurotiomycetes; Onygenales; Onygenaceae
Gene: TIM54
Product: mitochondrial import inner membrane translocase subunit tim54
Biological process (GO): phosphorylation; sphingosine biosynthetic process
Cellular component (GO): intracellular membrane-bounded organelle; cytoplasm; membrane
Source: RefSeq, a predicted model, not a curated record